Cygnus olor (mute swan) is the source of this 3100-nucleotide messenger RNA. It is a transcript of the gene SPIC, whose product is annotated as Spi-C transcription factor. Bases 201 to 956 code for a protein of 251 amino acids. Gene Ontology annotation, molecular function: DNA-binding transcription factor activity, RNA polymerase II-specific; sequence-specific DNA binding. Gene Ontology annotation, cellular component: nucleus. The transcript has 7 exons. Gene Ontology annotation, biological process: regulation of transcription by RNA polymerase II; cell differentiation. NCBI's taxonomy places the organism in Eukaryota, Metazoa, Chordata, Aves, Anseriformes, Anatidae. The record is from RefSeq and is a predicted model, not a curated record.
AUUUUCUGCUAAUGAAAAAGUCAGUUUUCAUUUGUAAAAUUAAAUAUCUCCAGUGUAAGAAUGGAUUUCAUGAGACCUCAGGGGCACAUAAGGCAAGUGGCUUCUCUUCACCUCCCAAAUACCCUAAUUAAAGCUCUAUAUUCCAAGAAUCUGGGGCCAGCAUUGCAGGAUUGAAGCUUUGAUAUCUAAAUAAUGAAAAAAUGUUCUUGCAGAAUUUUCCUGAUCAAGACAUACUGGGCCAGGCUUUUGAAGAUGCACUAGAAGUACUGCAGCAGCAAUCUGACAAAGAAAUGCAGUAUUCACAAGGUUAUAAAAAUUGCCUGACUCUGAUCAACCAUCACUCUCACCUCCGAGCAAGUCCCAGCUACUCUGCAGCACCAUCUACAGAAGACCCAGGAUAUAGCUGGAGAAAUAUGAUAAACAGUUCAGGGGAUUUUUAUGCAGAUGAGACUGUCUACCGUAUGCUGCAGAAUACUCCAGAAAGCCAAGUGAUGCAUGCUGCUGGUGGCCAGCCAAAAGCAGGGAAAGGUAGAAAAAAACUCCGUCUGUUUGAGUACCUACACGAGUCUCUGUAUGAUCCAGCUAUGGCAAACUGCAUUCAAUGGGUGGAUAAGCCCAAUGGUGUCUUCCAGUUUGUCUCCAAAAACAAGGAGAAACUUGCAGAGUUGUGGGGAGAAAGGAAGGGAAACCGCAAGAUCAUGACAUAUCAGAAAAUGGCCAGAGCACUGAGGAAUUAUGGAAGAACAGGUGAAAUAAUCAAAAUUCGAAGGAAGCUGACAUACCAGUUCAGUGCUGUUGUUUUACAGAGACUUGCUCCAGCCUAUUUCUUGGGAAAAGAAACUGUUUAUCAUCCAUACAUUCAGCCUAAUCAAGAAUAUCAGUGUGCAGACGACUGGAUUAACUACAACAGUUACAUGUAUAACAAUGGUUAUGCAUUACAGCAUGCUAACAGCUAGACAUCUCUCUCAUAUAACCAGGUCUUUGUUAGCUUGCAAUACUUUUCAGCACAGGAACUCUUCUCUGCACAUAGCUUUUCCUAUAUGAUAUCAUACAAACAAACGAAGAGGAGGGUUUUAAAAAUUAUCUUUACCUAGUUUUGUUCCUUUUGAAGGUACUGAUAAAGAGCCAUUGAAUAUUGAAGAAAAACAGCAGCUGUAGAGUAGCUUCUGUCCUGACAUUAAUGAAAGGAAUGCUUCAGAUUCAAGCUCGUAUAUCCAGAAUGGGGAUCAAGACUUUUGUCUGCUGUCUGGAUCAAAGAUCCCAUUCUGAUAACACUCGCUGCCUUCAUUGGAAGCUCUGUGUAUAUCCUCAUCAUUUCCAAUCAGAAAUUAGGUGCGGUUGUACCACAGAGCACGUGCUCCCUAUCAGUUGGAUGCACGUGAAUUAUAAAGGGGAGAGAUUUGCCAACUGCAUGGAGUUACUGUCUGCUUUUUCAUCAGUGCUCUUUAUUAAGAGCUGAUUUCUGAGUAAAUGCCUGGCUGAACUAUAGAGUCCACAUGAAGGUGCACCUGUUGGCCAAGUUGUUAAUCCUUAAUCGCUUAUAUUAACAUAUUUUAGCAUAGAUCCUAACAUAUGGUAUUAGGAUAGCCAGGUGUACAUUUCACUGUUGGCAGUGGAUUCUUUGGGAAACUCACCAUACCAUGACAGGGUUAGUAAAGGAUUAUGCUUUUUAUGAAGUUAUUUACAGUUCUGCCCUCACUAAUACAUGAAGCUGCACUUUCAUCCAUCAGUUCUGUACUCAGCUGACAAAGACAGCUUUGUUAUUUAUAACCUCUUUUGGAGUUAUAACUUUAUAUAUAGAAGAUCAGUUUCACUUCCCCAGCUCUUUUUCUAGACGGUAAUGUUGCUGAGAGGCUCUGAUUUUACACUCUCUUCAUAGGAAGAAGGAGUAAAUUUAGGUAAAAAGAGAGUACUAUCCCCUUAUGCCAAGAUGAUACCUGUAAGUCUACAUUUUCUGAUACUUCUGUUCCUUGAUCAGCUUGUAUCAUCAUAUGAAUUGGAUGUUGUGCCAAAAUGCUUCCAUUUGACUGCAUUCAGUUCCAUGUUCUGCAUUUUGCUUCAAGUGACUUCAGGUCCAGGUAGAAAUAAAGGCAUAGCUGAUUGCUGUAGAGAGAUACAAAUGGUGUCCUGAUACGUUUCGUGAAAUUCACUGAUUUUGAUUGUUACCCCCUGUUCUAAAUCCUGCUUACUUCUAUAGGAAAAUUAUUUUAUGUAAUAGACACAAUGCAACACACUCCACUCAAGCAAAAUUCAAGUUUUGUAAGCUUGAAUUCAAUGCUUUGUUAAGAUGAAAGAUGUGUACUCUCAGAAAUCUGAGGUUUGUUAAACAGCACUAAAAACAGGCCUAGAUUUUAUGUCAGUGAACAUCUACCAAAAUAAGGUCAUAACUGUGUUGGUAAUACUUCAAGUAUAGUAUUUCAUAACAUGUAAAUUUUCUACAAAAUAGAUAAAAGAUGUCUCUGGUUUUAUAGAAUUAAGCCUUGAACAUGCUGUAGAACUGAAUGUGCUAGGAUUUUUACUCUUUCAAAGGACUGAGAAAUUUAGGUUGGGAUGCCUUCACUGUGUAAGCAUGUACCUAACUAUGACUUUUCAAAUAAUCAUAAUGUACAUAAAUUUGACAAGAAACUGCACAUUUUGGUUACUCCACAUCUGUCACUCAUUGCACACUGACUUUAUGCUUAAGGCUGGUAACACACACCAGGAUAAGAGUUUGCUUUGUGUAAAAUGUUUACUUUAUCAGUAUGUUUAGUUUCACUUUCCUCAGCCUCAUCUACUUGUUAAGGAAAUAAAUACCUGUUCAGAUUCUGUGUUACCUUUUUAACCUGUAUAUAAACAUUAACAUUUGCUUGCUAUAAAACUGGUAACCAGAUGAGAAGUUACAGCUGUAGCUGGGAGAGCAGUACAGAACUGGAAGAGUGCAGGGGUAAGAAGAACUGGCAGGAAGUUCAGGCAGAGAAGAAAUGAGGGAAUCAUGGUAUCGGUGGACAGAAAGAAAGGGAACUUGGAGUUAAGUAAAGCUGAGGAAAGAGAACAGUACGAGCCAGAAACCUAGUGGGAGAAUCAAAAAAAUAAAAAUAAGUAAAAAUAAAUAAAAAAUAAA